Messenger RNA from Pygocentrus nattereri (red-bellied piranha), 765 nucleotides. RefSeq lists its product as uncharacterized. The record is from RefSeq and is a predicted model, not a curated record. Lineage: Eukaryota; Metazoa; Chordata; Actinopteri; Characiformes; Serrasalmidae. Bases 44 to 721 code for a protein of 225 amino acids. The transcript has 5 exons.
CAGUGCACAAGUCUGUGUUCAGUGCUGGAGUUUGAACAACAGCAUGCAGCACCAAACUUACCAACCAGUGCUGCCCUGCAUCAACAAAUACUUGCAAUACAAAUGGGAUAAAAGCUGCUAUGAAAUGCACAGGAAACGGGUUCAGUCUGCGAAGGCAACUAUAAACACUACUCCACCUUUGGUCUAUGGCCACCUUCUUGUCAAGAGGAAAAAACAGACGCUUCAAGAAGAGCGGCUUUCAACAAUCCAAAGAGAAAAUCACAUGCUUCUCGAUAAAAUAUCCCAUAUAAUGAGGACAACUGGACGAAUCGACUGUAGAAAUGAUUAUGUGAAAAAAAGUCUUUGUUCAGACAAAAGACAACGGGAUCUGCUCCAGAUUGUCAAGGAAAACCAGCAGAUUUUCCGACGUUUAUCCCAGUGCACGCCCCUCUAUAGUGUCCAGCUGUGGCAGGAACAGUGGCUGGACACCCUCAAUCUGAUGGAGAGCAUCGGACGCUUCCCACGCUUGAACAGCACUCAGACAUCUUCAGGUGGUUCCCCUCAGAGGCAAGUGGCCUUGUCUAAAGAGAAGGCUGCCAAAAAGUCCAAGAUGUCUACACAAGAAGAUUCCCUAAGCAUGGAAAAGCAAGCGUUGGAAUGUGAGAGAGGAGAAAAGAAGAGGCAGAAAGAAUCUGAGGACAAAUCUGAAUCAGAGGAUGAUCUGACCAAAGUGAAUGAGUGACUAAAUGUUGUGCUAUCACACACACAUUUUCUAACGUUGUAAUU